Molecule: messenger RNA, 646 nt
Organism: Geodia barretti
Lineage: Eukaryota; Metazoa; Porifera; Demospongiae; Tetractinellida; Geodiidae
Source: the annotation of a GenBank genome assembly
UCCCAUUUAUGCACUCAGUAAUGAUAGUGAUGUUUGAAACUCUGUGUUCUUCAGCAUUCCCUUUUCUCUGUCAUGACAUGUAGGUGAGGAAGGGGGGGUUGCAGUUAGAGUUGAGGCAGUGUAAAGAUGAGGAGAAGAGGAGAGAACUGCAGGGGAGAUUAAAAGAGUAUGAUGAGGAGUCAGAGACACUGAAAAGAUUGCAGAAAAUAGUGGAGAGGAAGAAGGGGUUGCAGUCAGAGUUGAGUGAGUGUAAAGAUGAGGAGAAGAGGAGAGAACUGCAGGAGAGGUUGAAAGAGUAUGAUGAGGAGUCAGAGUCACUGGAAAGACUGCUGGAAAUAAUGUCAGAGCUGAAGAAGUGUGAAGAUGAGGAGAAGAGGAGAGAACUGGAGAAGGAGAUGAGAGAGUGUGAUGAGGUUUCAAAGAAACUAAGGAGACAGAACAGAGUUAAGGUAUGCCACAAGCAGGAUAAGAAUUAACUACUUGGUUGUGUUUGUUUGUCUGUCUGUGUGUCUUCCUACACUUAUUCCGGCACUACAGGCUACGAGGUGCAAUAUGAGUGGUACUAGCAGCUUUAGAGCUACAUAUGAGGGCAUGAAAGUUAUUCCUGAAAUGACAAGUGAAAGCAGUUGCAUAUCAGCACUGGCUU